Molecule: messenger RNA, 2837 nt
Organism: Caenorhabditis auriculariae
Lineage: Eukaryota; Metazoa; Nematoda; Chromadorea; Rhabditida; Rhabditidae
Source: the annotation of a GenBank genome assembly
AUGGAUUUGCUAGAAUCAGUGAAUGACUAUAACGUUCUCAUGCAUAUGAUCGCUUCUACGAAGGCAGGAGCUAGCGCAGGUUUGAAUUUAUUCUCAAACUCGUGAAAAGACUCCAGUUUAUAAGCGAAUGCAUUAUUUUUCUUCAGAGAACGUCUGUCCAUAUUGUAUGGUUUUACAUCCAAACGCGAUGCAAUGCCGUCAGCACGUCGAAAUUUUCCACCCAAAGCUUCCUUAUCGACCUUUUCAAGACGGCAUCGAUGGAACUUUCGAACAAGUAGUCCUACAAAAUACUGGUUAGUUUGAUAUUUCUUCGAAGGCUGCUUGACCGUUUUGCUUGACGAUUCUAAUGAUAAAAUUCCAUGCUCUAGGCUUCUGAUUGUAGAUUUUGCGAGUUGAGAAAAGAAGAUCAGAAAUUGCCUUUCUAGGUGAACCGCUGCAGCAAUUACAAGAUUGCUUUCCGCAAAAAAGCAGAUACAGUUAAUAUGUUUUAUUUUCUCAGAAAAGUAUUGACAUUGAAGGGAGUGAAGUGGCGGUCCGAUCGCGCGAGAAUAUCAUCAAUUCCGUUCUUCAGAGUCCUUCGUUGACUCGAGGUAAUUGGAAAAAGUUAGCCUUAUUUUUUUCAUUGCAUAUAUUUUGAUUCAUUUCUUAUAGUAGUGGCUGGAAUUUUUUUUUAUGUACAAGAAAAAUUCCAAAGUUUAACAAAAAUAUCAUUUUUUUUUUCAAACUGACCAAUAGACUCGUUAAUUAACUACCUGCGAAAAUAAUAUUUUUCAAGAUCUAACGACUCGAAAAUCUUCCCCCAAUGAAAGAAACUAAGAUUUGAAGCUUAUUUUUUUCUUGAAACUUUUUUUGAGACUUAGCAAUUCAUCGAGCCAAAAAAAUGUUUCAGAAAAACUGGAUUUAUAGGUACUUUCCUUUAAAAAAAUUUCAUAAUGUAUUUUUAUCUGAAAUCGAAAGUUUUUCUUCCGAAAUUUGAAGAUUGCGUUUGUCCGUACUGUUUCCUGAUCAGCUCGAGGAGGGACAACACGAGGUCCCACAUCAAAAGAUGUCAUCCAGACAAAGACGUCCGCGUUUUCGUUGUCAAUUCCGACGCGACUCUUGACGACGUUCGCAAAUUCAAUGAAAACAAAAAAGGUUUUGUGAUGAAAGGGAAGCUUCUCUGAAAAACAAGUAUCAGGUCGAGGAAUCGGCUUCGACAGCGGGAAGCCGUUGGUCCGACGGGCGCGUGGAAGGAGAGCCAGCAUGGGUACUAUCGCCACUGGAAUCUCUCCUCAGAGCAGCCGCAUUUCCAUUUUCGGUCAUUCAUUAUCUUUUUAUCAACUUUCUCAGUUGUAAAUGAAGUUUGAUGUGAUAAGAAAAAAGGAAACUAUAAAAAAGGGGAAAUAUAAUUUUCUAACUGUUUUAGAAUUACAUUUUAAGAACAUGUAUUAGAGCUUUCCUUGUUUUUUAUUUUUUUCCAAUAUGCUGUUUUGUAAAACACUCGAUUUUCUGGCCAGUAAUGCUUUGUACAAGGUGAUUACCACGAAAUUCAAAGUUAUCUCUGGCUUUCAAAAAUUCAGGUAUCUUUUUCCCUAUCUGACGACUAUUUUGAAUUUCGCGGAAUCACUUUGAACACGGCAAGAAGUGGAAAAGGUCCUACUCUUCAUUCAAUGACUUCAUCUAUUGAAUGGUUCAAAUUCCGAUAUCUUGAAGUUUAUUUACUUUUCCGUAAUUUAAUGCGGAGGGCCCAGGUUUUGUUACGACUUACUCGGAAUGAGUUUCAGAUCGAAAAAGCGAAGAUGAUGUGGCGGGUCUGACGUCGAUUGUCAACGCGAUCGCGCCAAAUAUAAUGAUGCCGAAGUUGGAGGAGGAUUUUCACGAAGACAUCGCUUCUCAUCACAGCGAGUCCGACUCUUCCAGAAACUCUUCGAUCGACAAAUCCGUCUUUGGUUCGUUUUUUUGAUUUCAAGAAAGCUGAAGCUUUCCUGAUAACUACUCUCAAGAGUAGAAAAAAAUUAAUAGUUAAGUUUGUUGUAGUUUUUGACUGUAAAAAGAAGAAAAAUACAUCAAGGUUUUCCAUUUUGUGACUUUUUUUGUUUGUAGAACAUCGGAAUAAAAUAAAAAUUUGUUGAUUUCUUUUCAAAGCAAUGAGUCUUUUCGCGAGCUUCACAGUAAGUACGUUUCAAAUAAUCCCAACCAGCCUUUUCUGAGCAGACUAUAGAGAAGACUCUUGGUCAUUUUGGACCACCCUACGAGGGAAAACGGAAAAAAAGCGGUCGAGUGGGGCUAAAGUUCAGGUUUUUUCCCGUUUGUUUGUUUAAAACGAACACUUGGGUAGGAUGGGUCAACUUCAGUGAAACAAACGAAGAUUUGAAUGACUUUUGAACCCAGCAACCAAAAAGUCCGAACAAAAUUUGACGCCACUCCGCUGUAUUUUUCAGCAGUUUUGUAGAGCAAAAGUCUGUAUUUACGGUAGAUUUUUAUCGACUGUCCUCCUAAAACGUAAAUGUUUCGCGCGGAGUGCACUACAUGUUUGAACUUUCUCUUUGAAAACUGAAAAUCUUAUUAAAACACAUCAAUUUCUUCUAAUCCUACUUUUUCAUUGACUAGCAGCACAACUUUAUUUAGGAUUUGAAGAGCAGCAAUUGGCGGAAACGGCCAACGGACAAGGCGGCGCUCCGUUCGGCUGUGUCCAGUGCAGCUGCUCUUUUGAACUGGCCGAAGUGCUGGAGAAACACGUCGCGACUGUCCACCGGACCCUCUACCGCUGCAAUCUCUGCCUCGCCGAGUUCGUCAAAGUCUACCAUCUCUCGCAGCACGUCAGCUGCUCCCAUCCCAAUAAAACUGACCUUUCCUGA